Fragaria vesca subsp. vesca is the source of this 1521-nucleotide messenger RNA. RefSeq names its product pentatricopeptide repeat-containing protein At5g16420, mitochondrial-like. The record is from RefSeq and is a predicted model, not a curated record. Gene Ontology annotation, molecular function: protein binding. The transcript has a single exon. NCBI's taxonomy places the organism in Eukaryota, Viridiplantae, Streptophyta, Magnoliopsida, Rosales, Rosaceae. The annotation marks the transcript as partial.
CUCCUCCUCCCCUCCUCCUCCUACACCGUCACCCCUCCGAUCCCAAACUGGCCCCACCACCUCCACCCAAAGCGCCUCAUCUCCCUCAUCACCCGCGAACCCAACCUCGACCUCGCCCUCCGAAUCUUCCACCACGCCUCCCAACACCACCCUGGUUUCCGCCAUAAUUACCACACCUACCACUCCCUCAUCCUCCGCCUCCUCCGCUCCCGCGCCCUCCACCUCAUCGACCCCCUCCUCUCCGACCUCCUCCGCUCCCGCCUCCGCUGCCACGAGGACCUCUUCGUCUCCCUCAUCCGCCACUACGGCGUCGUUUCCCGCCCCAACCUCGCCUUCAAGACCUUCCUCUCCAUCCCCAAAUUCCGCGCCGAACGAUCCGUCCGGUCCUUGAACGCCUUGCUCAACGCUCUGGUGCAGAAUCGCAGCUGCGAUUUAGUCCAUUCGGUGUUUCGAAGCUCUAAGGAGAGAUUCGGAGUUUCGCCGAAUGUGUCUAGUUGCAAUAUCCUCAUCAAGGCAUUGUGCAAAAGAAAUGAUCUGGAGACUGCACGCCAGGUGCUCGACGAAAUGCCUGCGAUGGGAUUUGUGCCCAAUGUGGUGAGUUUCACCACCAUUUUAGGGGGAUACGUGUCGCGGCGAGAUAUGGUUGGUGCCAAGAGAGUUUUUGGUGAGAUUUUGGACAGAGGGUGGUGUCCUGAUGCGACCACGUAUACUGUGUUGAUGGAUGGAUAUGUGAAGGAGGGGAAGCUGGUGGAGGCUGUUAAGGUUAUGGAUGAGAUGGAGGAUAAUGGAGUCGGCGCGAAUGAGGUUACUUAUGGGGUUAUGAUUGAAGGUUAUUGUAAGGGGAGGAAGGGGGGCGAAGCGGUUAAUUUGCUUAAUGAUAUGGUGGAUAAGAGAUAUGUGCCAUGCUCGGCGCUAUGUUGCAAGGUGGUUGAUGUUCUGUGUUGCCAAGGGAAGGUGGAGAAUGCUUGCGAGCUGUGGAGGAGGCUUUUGAAGAAGAAUUGCAUGCCGGAUAAUGCUGUGUUGGGGACACUGAUAUACUGGCUUUGUAAGAAGGGGAAAGUAUGGGAAGCCAGGAAAUUGUUUGAUCAGUUUGAGACGAGUGAGCCUCCGGAUGUGAUGACUUACAACGUUCUUAUUUCAGGAAUGUGUGAAGCGGGGGAGUUGUGUGAGGCAGGGAGGUUGUGGGAUGAUAUGGUAGAGAAAGGAUAUACUCCAAAUUCUUUUACGUAUAAUGUAUUGAUCAAAGGAUUCUGUAAGAUUAAGAAAGCGACUGAGGGGAUUAGGAUUUUGGAUGAGAUGUUAGAAAAAGGCUGUUUGCCAAACAAGUCUACUUAUGCUAUGUUAAUGGAGGGGCUCUGUGACUCGGGAGAGGAAGCUGAAAUUAAUAGAUUAAUAUCUAUGGCAAUGUCAAGUGGACACGUUGACAGUGAUUCCUGGGAUCUUUUCCUUACUAAGGUUGUUUGUGAUUUGGAUUCUGGGGAAAGUGUUCUAAACAGAAUACUACAGGAGAAUCCUUUUUAG